UCUUAGCGCUCUCUAGCCAGUCAGCCGCGUAUUAGUCUGGUCGGUGGUGUCGUCUUCCCUAGCAGGUGACCGCGGCGAGAUAGGCUGCGGCCCAGAUGUGGAGCUGGAGGGCCGGGGCCUUGCUUCGGGGAUGGGGGCGGCGACUGGCGGGGGCCCCCGGAAGGAGACUGCUAAGCUGCAACGCUGCCUCGCAGGCAGGAAGCAGUGCGCCGCGGUGUUGGAAGUGCGGCAGCCCAGGGGCCCCUGCGCGGGGGCACGGACUCUUCUGCCCGCAGUGCCGCGCGCUACAACCACCUGACCCCACCCGAGACUACUUCAGCCUCAUGGAUUGCAACCAUUCCUUCAGAAUUGACACCAUAAAGCUCCAGAAUAGGUACCAGCAACUACAGCGACUUGUCCAUCCAGAUUUCUUCAGCCAGAGAUCUCAGAUCGAAAAGGAAUUAUCAGAGAAGCAUUCAACCUUGGUGAAUGAUGCCUAUAAGACUCUUCUGGCCCCCCUGAGCAGGGGACUAUACCUACUAAGGCUCCAUGGAAUAGAGAUUCCUGAAGGGACACAUUAUGAAAUGGACGAUCAGUUCCUCAUGGAAAUAAUGGAAAUUAAUGAAAAACUUGCAGAAGCUCAAAAUGAAGCUGCCAUAGAAGAGAUUGAAUCCACUGUCAGAGGUCUGUUUUUUUGCCAAUCCGUGCUGUUUUUAUCACAGUAACUUUGUAAUAUACUUUCAAGUCAGGGAUUGUGAUGCUCCCUCCCUAGCCUUUGUUGCUGAGAAUUGCCUUUGCUAUUCAAGGUUUCUUCUGCUUCCAGAUAAAUUUUAGAAUUCUUUUUUCCUGUUUCCGGCUGCACGAGUCAGGUCAUGUGUCAGAGACGCCAAAGUUGAAACUUUUCUUCCCAUGCCUGAGGCUGCCCCCCCCCCCCCGGCCCACCCUGGCAGCUCUGCAGCUGUCACCAUGCCACAAAAUGAAUAUAUUGAAUUACACCGUAAAUGUUACGGGUAUCAUUUGGAUUACCAUGAGAAAAAGAGAAAGGAGGAAAUUUGAGCCCAUGAACAUUCAAAGAAGGCAAAAAAAAUGAUUGGCCUGAAGGCUAAGCUCUACCAUAAACAGCACCAUGUCAAGAAAAUACAAAUGAAGAAGACUAUCAAGAUGCAUGAAAAGAGAAACACCAAACAAAAGAAUGAUGAAAACUCCUCCUUUUUCUAUCUGCUGGAUAGAGAGGGACAGUCUUGGCCAAAAGUACUUUCCAACAUGAUUAAACAAAAACGAAAAGGAAAGGCGGGAAAAUGCGAAGUCCCUCUGCCCAAAGUUCGUGCACAGGGAGAGACAGAAGUAUUAAAAGUUAUUUGAACUGGAAAGAGAAAAAAAGAAGGCAUGGAAGAGGAUGGUUACUAAAGGCUGCUUUGUUGGAGAUGGCUUUACAAGAAAACCACCAAAAUACGAAAGGUUCAUUAGGCCAAUGGGCUUACGUUUCAAGAAGGCCCAUGUAACACAUCCUGAACUGAAAGCCACCUUUUGCCUGCCAAUACUUGGUGUGAAAAAAAAAUCUUUCAUCACCACUAUAUACAACUUUGGGUGUUAUUACCAAAGGUACAGUGAUUGAAGUGAACGUGAGUGAGCUGGGCCUUGUGACACAAGGAGGCAAGGUUAUUUGGGGUAAAUAUACCCAGGUAACCAACAAUCCUGUGAAUGAUGGAUGCAUCAAUGCAGUCUUACUAGUUUGAAAGAUGUUUCAUACAAUAACUUCUUACACUUAUUGACGACUACUGUGACCAAUCAGGAAAACCACCAUUACUGUGAAUACUACCACAACUUUCAUAACCGCAGUCAUCAAGAGAAUUAUUUAUUAAAUUGUAAGAACAUUAAAAUGGCCCAGUUU
Messenger RNA from Heterocephalus glaber (naked mole-rat), 1870 nucleotides. It is a transcript of the gene Hscb, whose product is annotated as HscB mitochondrial iron-sulfur cluster cochaperone. The record is from RefSeq and is a predicted model, not a curated record. Lineage: Eukaryota; Metazoa; Chordata; Mammalia; Rodentia; Bathyergidae. Gene Ontology annotation, biological process: [2Fe-2S] cluster assembly; protein complex oligomerization. Gene Ontology annotation, molecular function: protein-folding chaperone binding; ATPase activator activity. Gene Ontology annotation, cellular component: mitochondrion.